AUGAAUUGCGUAAAGCAAGAAGAGAACUCUAGUUUAGGAGAUGCAUAUGGUAAUAUUACACGCCUAUUCAGUACCGUCACAAAUGGAACAACAGUAGAGGCAAUCAAAUAUAUUGUGGCCUUAGUCGGGAACUCUAAAGAAAAAAUGGGCAUUGAAGAACAUCUACUAGGUUAUAAGGAUGGUAAUGGAAGAAAUGUUUGCCAUUUUGUCUGUUCUGCAAAGAGAAACGACACUUUAAGGGCCAUUAUUAAGCUUGCCCCUGGAAUAGUUAAUAGCCUUGAUAAUAGUAAUGAAAACCCGCUUUUCUUAUCUGUGAGGGCUCAAGAUAUUGAAUCAGUUACGACAUUACUAGAAGCUGGAAUCGAAAUUACUAGAAGAAAUUCAAGUGGUUGUAACGUACUACAUUAUGCAUGUCAGGUUGCAGACAUCAACUUAGUAAAACUUAUUAUUUCUAAUCUAGAGAGCAAGGGUCCGUCUGAAAUUGAUUCAUUCAUCAAUACAUGUAGUGAAGAGUUUGGGACUCCUCUUCAAUGGGCAUGUAUGACUAAUAAUAAAGAACUAAUUAGUUAUCUUUUAAGUAAUAAAGCAAAUCCAAAUAAGGCACCAUUAAAUAGGUCAAUUCCUUCUCCUCUUAUGAUAACUAUUGGUAUAGGGAAUACCGAGCUUACAGAAUUGCUAUUGAAAUCUGGAGCUCUUUUAGAUCAAGCAAAGGAUUCUGAAGGGUACACACCAAUUUUUGGUGCAGUUGAAAAGAACGAUAUUAACCUAUUGUUACUAAUCAUUGAAUACAUGAAGUUACAGUCAUGUGACGCUUCAAGUCAAAUUAUUAAAGGAGACUCUGUUUAUUCCUACGCAGUAAACAACCGCUGCUCUGAGGAAAUUAUGGGAAUUUUGAAAAGUCACGCAUUAGAUGGUAUAAAAAUUGAAAAUCCUCAGCAAAAUGAACGAGGGCAAUCCAUUCAAGCCGAAUCUAUUGAAUCUAUUGAAUCAAAUGAAUACUCUCCAAUAUUCGAUGAACAAAAAUCUCCAGAUUCUGAGGUUCCUCUAGAAAUAAUAAUUGAACAGGAUCUGGAGGACAAAAACAAUUACAAUGAAGAAAAUGCUGAACAAAUUAAAAUAGAAGCAAAUUUUCUUUUUAAAGAAGGUAAAUUUAACGAAUCUAUCGCUAUUUAUUCAAACGCUCUGAAUCAUUUAAAGAUGAAAAAGAAUGAUUUAUCUGAAAAGUCCAUCACACUCAAAUCAAGUAUACUUUCCAAUAGAUGUCUUUCUUAUAUUAAAAUAGGAGAUUUUUCUAAAGCAUUAUUUGAUGCUAAGUCAUGUAUUUAUAUAAACCCAAAGUGGAGCAAAGGUUACUACAGAUGUUCACAAGUUUACCAUAUGAUGGGUGAUAUUGCAAAUCAAGCUUGUUAUCUAUGGGAUGCGAUUACAAAUGAGAAUUCAAAUAGCACAUUAAAGCAGGAAUAUUUGGAUUUAUUUUCUCAAAUAAUGAAAAAACACAGAAAAAACUAA
Cryptosporidium ubiquitum is the source of this 1509-nucleotide messenger RNA. RefSeq names its product ankyrin-related protein. The transcript has a single exon. The record is from RefSeq and is a predicted model, not a curated record. The coding region runs from base 1 to 1509 and encodes 502 amino acids. Gene Ontology annotation, molecular function: protein binding. NCBI's taxonomy places the organism in Eukaryota, Apicomplexa, Conoidasida, Eucoccidiorida, Cryptosporidiidae.